AUGCCGCAGAUGGCCGCGCCAGAGGUCGAUGGCGUAGACGCGCGGCGCUGCCGGAUGCUCAACGAGGCGCCCCUCCGUGAAUCUGGGGCCGUUGUCUACUGGAUGUCGAGGGACCAGCGCUGCGAGGACAACUGGGCCCUCGUGUACGCCCGGCUGCUGGCCGUGAGGCGCCGGGCCCCCGUGCACGUGGUCUUCUGCCUCGUGCCCCGGUUCUUGGAUGCGACGAUCCGCCAGUUUGACUUCAUGCUCAAGGGGCUCCGAGAGGUGGAGGCGGGCCUGAGGGACAGCGGCAUACCCUUCCACCUGCACCUGGGCAAGGCCGCCGACCACGUGCCACCGCUCUGCGAGAGGCUCGGCGCCACGGCGGUCGUGUGCGACAUGUCGCCCCUGCGCGUGCCGGCCCAGUGGGCGAGCGAGGUGGCGAGCGCCUGCGGCGACAAGGGCAUAUCGCUCAUCCAGGUGGACGCUCACAAUGUCGUGCCAGUGUGGGCCGCUUCUGACAAGCAGGAGUAUGCGGCGCGGACGAUCCGGAAGAAGAUCAUGCUGCCGCUGCAGGUGUACCUCAGUGAGUUCCCCGUGCUGGAGAAGCACGCCCAGGCCCCGGCGGAGUGGCCGAAGGCGGUCGACUGGGGCGCUGCAGAGAGCUCCUUGGAGGUGGAUCGCACCGUCCAGCCCGUUGCUGGCAUCACGCCUGGGAGCAAGGCUGGCAGGGCAAAGCUGGAGGAGUUCGUGGCGGAGCGGCUGAAGCGCUUCGACGCCUCCCGGAACGACCCCAACGUCGACGCGCUCUCGGGCCUGUCCCCGUACCUGCACUUCGGGCAGCUGGCCCCCCAGAGGUGUGCCCUCAGAGUCCGCGAGGCGGCUGCGGCCGAUGCGGCCCUGGAGAAGGCGGCCGAGGGCUUCAUAGAGGAGGCAGUGGUCCGCCGGGAGUUGGCCGACAAUUUCUGUUUCUACAACGAGCGGUACGACGCCCUCGAGGGUGCCCCGUCGUGGGCCCAGCAGACGCUGAUAGACCACGAGGGCGACAAGCGGGAGCACACGUACUCGCUCGAGGAGAGCUCGAGGGCGCCCGCACCCACGACGACCUCUGGAGACCAAUUCCGGAACGCGGCCCAGCUGCAGAUGGUCCGAGAGGGCAAGAUGCACGGGUUCCUGCGGAUGUACUGGGCGAAAAAGAUCGAUUCUGGAGUGGACAGCCAGUCCCCGGGAUGCGCUGGCGAUUGCGAUCAGGCUCAGCAGGAAGAACCAACGGCAACACAAAACAUGCUGUCGUAG
Molecule: messenger RNA, 1275 nt
Organism: Prorocentrum cordatum
Lineage: Eukaryota; Dinophyceae; Prorocentrales; Prorocentraceae
Source: the annotation of a GenBank genome assembly